AUGCCUCUUACUGCUCUUCCAAAUGAAAUAAUCCUUUUAAUUGCGGCCCAACUGGAUUCAGAAACUGAUAUUCUGCACUUUCUGAUCACCAACCGCACUCUGUACAACCUUCUCAUCCUCGAGCUGUUCAGAAGAAAUGUGGAGCAUACCGAAGGCAGCGCUUUGAUCAAAAGCGUUGAAAACUGCAACGAGUGGGCUGUGAGAACCCUGUUAUCUCUGAAAGCGAAUCCGAAUAUUGUCGCAUUCGACCUUGAAUGGAACACGCCCUUGACGAUUGCUGUCACGUACGGCUAUACAGCUAUAGUCCAAAUUCUUCUUGAGAAUGGAGCAAACCCCGGUUUCGUGAACUACCGAGGAACAAGGCCCUUAAAUAGGGCUAUCAAAUACAAUCAGGGUACCUGCAUCAUGAAGUUGCUGAUUGACUAUGGUGCCUACAACGACCCCAAUGUCCGCCCUGAACCAGGGACUCAGAGCAGUCACCGUCAUGAAGAUGACCCGCUAGUCGCCGCCGUGGUAUCAGGCGACAUCCAAAAACUUGAGAUACUUUGUGCCUAUGCGAAUUUGAACCUCUCGGACCGCCACCUGGGGCCGAGAUUACUUCGCUCUGCUGUCCAGUUUGGGAGUUCCUCGCAAAUGAUGAAGAUGCUUCUUGACUCUGGCCUUGACCUCAGUGGGGAAGAUGGGUUUGAUUCGUUGAAACACGCUGCUAGAAUGUCAUCGCUGCCAAUGGUGCAGCAGCUGCUAGAUCUUGGUGCCCCCGUGAACGCGCCAGCCGGCUGCCAAAGCAUCAGCCCCUUACAUCUUGCUGCGGAUCCUAACUAUUCUACUGAUGUGGCCAUCGUCAGGCUACUUAUUGACCGCGGGGCUCAAGUCAAUGCCAUGACUUUUACUGGCCAGACCCCCCUACAUUGCACAGCUCGUCGAUGCGAUGUUCCUGUCGCAAGGGUGCUUCUUGAUAAUGGCGCGGAUGUGAAUAUCCAAAAUGAUUAUGAAAAAACUGCAUUGCAUAUUGCCGCUGAGUUGAAUGGUACGGAUUUGAUCAAGCUGCUGCUUUCUUGCGGAGCCACGGUGCCUUCUAAAGCUAAUGGCCUGCCUCCUAUUCGCUUGGAGGCGGACGACCCAAUCGCCCAGAUGUUUCUCGCGCAUGAUUCCAAUGCGCAUUUUCGAGAAUAA
Penicillium lagena is the source of this 1173-nucleotide messenger RNA. RefSeq names its product ankyrin repeat domain-containing protein. NCBI's taxonomy places the organism in Eukaryota, Fungi, Ascomycota, Eurotiomycetes, Eurotiales, Aspergillaceae. The coding region runs from base 1 to 1173 and encodes 390 amino acids. The record is from RefSeq and is a predicted model, not a curated record. Gene Ontology annotation, molecular function: protein binding. The transcript has a single exon.